AGCCACUAACCCCAUAUUUAACACCACCACCACGACACUUUACCUCGAAAAAUAUGCCCAAGACUACAUACAUACAUACAUACAUACAUACAUACAUACAUAUAUGGGUAAAAAGAUGAAUUUGGGGAAGAGGAUGGCUUUAGAGAGAGAAAUCAAAGUGGUUCCCUUUUGGGAUAUUUUGGAUGCGGAUGUUAUAGGCAGAAAUUGGUUUUUUAUGGGAUUUGUGUUGAUAAAUAAAUGAAAUGGGAUAAUCAGGUAAAUUGAUUCAAACAGAACAAGGGGUACUUUAGACAACAAAAUAUAAUAAACAGUGAAAUCUUUACCACAUCAGCAAUUCAGUCCACUUCAUUUUUCAGAAACUUCCAGACUUUGACUGAAUGAUAUAGCGAAUAUGGGUCCAUAAGUACACUUUUUUGUAAAAAUCCCAAAAAUGCGAACGGUAUGAUUUUUUAAGCUAUUGAAUCAUCUCCUGCCCCCAUCAAUACAUUUGUUUAGAUGGUUUUUUCUCUCUUACAUAGUAGAAGCAAGUGAAGCAUUUUUUUAAGGUGCAUACAAAACAUAAAUUAACAGAAAGUUAAACCCUAGCAUUCCCUAAUCAAUAUGCUUUGUGACACAUGCUUGUACAAUAUCCUCCAUGAUUCAAUACUAAAAUGCAAUGAGAGUAAUGCUGAUAAUUGUGGAUGAAAUUCACAGAGUCUUACCACUACGCAUUUGAUGGAGCUCCCAUGGCCCUCCAUCCCAAUUCUUUUCACUUUCCUGCUGUUUCUGUUCAUGGUUAUGAAAAUAGUAUCUAAAAACAAGAGGUUGAGUCCAAAUCUACCCCCUGGGCCAUGGAAGCUACCUCUCAUUGGAAACAUGCACCAGCUUGUUGGAUAUGAUCUAACCCAUCGCCGCCUACGAGAUUUGGCCGUGAAACAUGGACCUGUGAUGCACCUGCAACUUGGACAGCUUUCCAUCAUUGUCAUUUCUUCAGCAGAAACCGCGAAGGAAGUGAUGAAAACACACGACAUCAUCUUUGCUAACAGGCCUUAUCUCCUUGCUGCAAGUAUAUUAUCUUAUGAUUUUACAGGCAUGUUCUUCGCCCCAUAUGGGGACUAUUGGAGACAACUUCGGAAAAUUUGCAUAAUGGAGCUUCUAAGUAUACAACGCGUCCAAUCAUUCCGACCCAUUAGAGAAGAAGAGAUAUCAAAUCUCAUCAAAUCUAUUUCAACGCAAACAGGAUCUCUGCUCAAUCUCAGUAAAGAAGUUUUCACCUCAACAAACGACAUCACUGCAAGGGCGGCCUUCGGUAAGAAAUGCCGGGAUCAAGAAGAAUUCAUAUCACUUAUCAAGGUGGUCAUAGAGUUAGGAGGAGGUUUCAAUGUAGCCGAUCUCUUCCCUUCAGUUAAAUUGCUUGCUUUGAUCAGUGGGCUGAGGCCCAAACUUGAGAAGCUUCAUCGGAAACUUGAUGGGAUACUUGACCGCAUCAUUGAUGAACAUAAAGCUAAAAAGGCAGCAACAAAGACUACUACCAUUAAGGACGAAGCAGACGAAGACCUGGUAGAUGUUCUUCUAAGAGUUCAGGAGCAUGGUGACCUUGAGUUCCCCAUAACCAUCAAUAACAUCAAGUCAGUUAUAUUGGACGUUUUCAGUGCCGGGAGUGAGACAUCGUCAACAACUGUAGAAUGGGCAAUGUCAGCAAUGCUGAAAAACCCAAGUGUUAUGCAAAAGGCACAAGCUGAGGUGAGAAAUGUCGUAAGGAAAAAAGGAAAUAGUACUACUGUUGAUGAAGUAGACCUCCAUGAAUUGAACUACUUAAAGUUGGUAAUCAAAGAAACUCUGAGAUUACACACAACUGUUCCUUUAUUAGUGCCGAGAGAGUCCACCGAUAGAUGUGAAAUUAAGGGAUAUGAGAUACCUGUCAAGAGCAAAGUCAUUGUCAAUGCAUGGGCAAUAUGUAGAGAUCCUGAACAAUGGACUGAUCCAGAAAGCUUUAAUCCAGAGAGAUUCCUUGACAGUCCAAUUGAUUACAAAGGGGCUCAUUUUCAAUAUACGCCAUUUGGUGCUGGAAGAAGAAUAUGUCCUGGCAUCUUGUUCGCACAGGCUAACAUUGAGCUUCAACUUGCGCAACUAUUGUAUCACUUUGACUGGAAGCUUCCUGAUGGAACAAAGCAUGGAGAUCUAGACAUGACUGAGGUCUUUGGUAUAACAGUUCGAAGGAAAAGAGAUCUGUGCGUGAUUCCAAUUGCUUAUCAUUCUUCAAGUACCGCUGAAUAAGGCAAGAAGCUAGAAAGCAAUAAUUGGAUGUCCACUAUCCAUUAUCAAACUUAAUUUCAAUUCAAUUUGAGUUUGUAAUAUUAAUUAGUUUAAAGCAGGGAUACAAAAACUUCUCCCCAGGGCGCUCCCCCAAAUUUCGAGGUGAUUGUGAUGUAGGACAAGAGGAAAAGUUGAAAUAAAUACAGAGUAAGAGUUUAUUGGCUGGAAAUUCAAAUAAACACU
Messenger RNA from Cornus florida, 2478 nucleotides. RefSeq names its product desmethyl-deoxy-podophyllotoxin synthase-like. The coding region runs from base 715 to 2256 and encodes 513 amino acids. NCBI's taxonomy places the organism in Eukaryota, Viridiplantae, Streptophyta, Magnoliopsida, Cornales, Cornaceae. Gene Ontology annotation, molecular function: iron ion binding; monooxygenase activity; oxidoreductase activity, acting on paired donors, with incorporation or reduction of molecular oxygen. The transcript is spliced from 2 exons. The record is from RefSeq and is a predicted model, not a curated record.